This is a messenger RNA of Cryptomeria japonica (Japanese cedar), 1314 nucleotides long. RefSeq names its product phospholipase A1-Igamma1, chloroplastic-like. The transcript has a single exon. Bases 1 to 1314 code for a protein of 437 amino acids. Gene Ontology annotation, biological process: lipid metabolic process. Lineage: Eukaryota; Viridiplantae; Streptophyta; Pinopsida; Cupressales; Cupressaceae. The record is from RefSeq and is a predicted model, not a curated record. Gene Ontology annotation, molecular function: glycerophospholipase activity.
AUGGCCGUAUUUCCAUUGCCCCAGCUUGAAGAUAAUGCUGUAUUAUUACCCAGUUCCCAAACUAACUCAACGCAGCCUCAGCUAUGUGACGUAUGGAGAGAUAUACAAGGUGCCCAUAAUUGGAAUGGUUUGCUUGAUCCCAUGGUGCCCAAUUUGAAAGCUGAAGCUCUCAGAUAUGGGAAUUUGGCACAGCUUUGUUACAAGGCAUUUGAUGGCAAAAGCUACUCCAAAAACUACGGCACAUGUUAUCACAGUAAAAGAGAUCUGUUCAAUAAGAUGGGCAUGUCUGAAAGUGGCUACCAAGUCACUAAAUAUGUUUACGCCAAUACUAAUCUGUUAAAUCAAGUUUUUGGUGAGAAACCAAAAGACCAAGGUGUUUGGUUGGGUUUUAUUGCAGUUUGCACGGAUCCAAAUGAGAUAAGAAGGCUUGGACGACGAGACAUAGUGAUUGCAUGGAGAGGAACUCAGACUGCUGAAGAAUGGAUAGAAGACCUGAGAGAUAUUCUUGUACCUACAAGAUUAUCCUAUAGAUGCAAGAGGACAGGCAAAAACCAAGAGCAUCAUUUCGCGGAUGGAGUACUAAUUGAGAGAGGAUUCCUGAGCUGCUAUACUUCAACUGUCCGUCACCGUCAAGGCGCUGCAGGAGCCACUGUGAACAUCAGCACCAGAGAUUUGGUUGUCUCAGAGAUAGAACGAUUGAUUCAAGUUUAUGAAAAAGAGAUGGACAAUUUAAGCAUAACAUUUACGGGACACAGCUUAGGAGCUGCUCUUGCAACCUUGAGCGCUUAUGAUAUCAAACAAAUGCUUUGCACCAAGCAUAAUUUUCAUCAAAUUCCCGUCACCGUCUUCGCUUUUGCCUCUCCCCGGGUGGGAAAUCUUGCGUUUGCUAAACGGGUGGAGGAGAUUGGAGUGAAAGUGCUGAGGUUUGUGAACAAGCGUGACCUGGUUCCCAAAGUGCCCGGAGUUUGUAUGAACGAGAACGUGGGAUGCCUCAGGAAAUUGCUGCAUUGGCUUCCGUGGACAUACUUUCAUGUUGGCGUCGAGCUUCCUUUACACAACAAUUCUCCAUUCAUUCAGCACACCCAUAAUCUUGCCUACUUUCAUAAUUUAGAGCUUUACUUGCAUUUACUGGACGGGUACGUUGGAAGUAAGCAGCCGUUUUCUUGGAGUGGAAGAGAUCAUGCUCUGGUUAAUAAGAGCUGUGAUUUAUUGCGCGAGAAAUAUGAAAUUCCUCCAAAAUGGUGGCAGGAACAGAACAAGGGCCUCGUUAAAGGUCCAGAUGGCAAAUGGACGCAGCCAUCAGAAGAGGAAUAA